Molecule: messenger RNA, 621 nt
Organism: Arctia plantaginis
Lineage: Eukaryota; Metazoa; Arthropoda; Insecta; Lepidoptera; Erebidae
Source: the annotation of a GenBank genome assembly
AUGGAUAUUUCUCAGAAGGAAAAUGGUAAUGUAUCUGAGGAACUUCAACACUUCCGAGUUUUUAGUAUCAACCGUGACAUAUGCAGAAGUCGUUACAGAGACUCUAUCGUGAUCACCGAUAACACGCUGUGUUCUGGCUGGCUUGAUGUCGGCAGCCGUGAUCAGUGCACACGUGAUUCAGUUGUUGCCACCGCCUGCCUGAGAAUCAUCGGUGGAACUGUAACUACUAUCGAAAAAUACCCUCCAACAGCUGCAGUUCUUUUGAUCGGUUAUUUCAGUACUAACCAAAUUUGUGGUGGUAGCAUAAUUAAUCAAAGACAUAUACUCACAGCCGCUCAUUGUUUUACGUUUACGCUUAAUGCCGGUGUAUAUCUAAUCCGCGUAGGUUCUUCUAUGGCUCACAGCGGUGGCACUACCCAUCACAUCGACCGUAUAAUCCUUCACCCUCAAUGGAACACAAGGACAGUUGACAAUGAUGUUGCUAUCAUGCGUACAACAACUGCUAUUACAUACGGUAUAACAGUGCAACCAGCGAAUUUAGCAGAAAGUACAUAUCGUCUCCUAGACAACGACUCUGUUUGGGCGGUGGGAUGGGGUCUUACAUCAGUAAGUACUACAUGA